Molecule: messenger RNA, 1235 nt
Organism: Parus major (Great Tit)
Lineage: Eukaryota; Metazoa; Chordata; Aves; Passeriformes; Paridae
Product: histone H1.03
Exons: 1
Coding region: 15-695 (226 amino acids)
Biological process (GO): nucleosome assembly
Cellular component (GO): nucleosome
Molecular function (GO): structural constituent of chromatin; DNA binding
Source: RefSeq, a predicted model, not a curated record
GCCCCAGAGCCGCCAUGGCCGAGACCGCUCCCGUCGCCGCGCCCGAUGUCGCCGCCGCCGCCCCGGCCCCGGCCAAAGCUCCCGCCGCCAAGAAGCCGAAGAAGGCGGCGAGCGGCUCCAAAGCCCGCAAGCCCGCGGGGCCCAGCGUCACCGAGCUCAUCACCAAGGCCGUGUCCGCCUCCAAGGAGCGCAAGGGGCUCUCCCUCGCCGCGCUCAAGAAGGCGCUGGCCGCCGGCGGCUACGAUGUGGAAAAAAGUAACAGCCGCAUCAAGCUGGGCAUCAAGAGCCUCGUCAGCAAGGGAGUCCUGGUGCAGACCAAGGGCACCGGCGCCUCCGGCUCCUUCCGCCUCAGUAAGAAGCCAGGAGACGUAAAGGAAAAAGCCCCCAAGAAAAAAACUGCUGCGGCCAAGCCCAAGAAGCCGGCGGCUAAGAAGCCCGCCAGCGCUGCCAAGAAGCCUAAGAAGCCGGUGACGGCGAAGAAGAGCCCCAAGAAAGCCAAGAAGCCGGCGGCCGCCGCAGUCAAAAAGGCAGCGAAGAGCCCCAAGAAGGCGACAAAGGCUGCCAAGCCCAAAAAAGCGGCGGCAGCAGCGAAGAGCCCGGCUAAGGCGAAGGCGGUGAAGCCCAAAGCGGCCAAGCCCAAGGCGGCCAAGCCGAAAGCAGCCAAGGCAAAGAAGGCGGCUCCCAAGAAGAAGUAAAUGGUGCGGAAAAAACCCAUCUGCCUUGCAGAUAAACCCAACGGCUCUUUUAAGAGCCACCCAAGUUUUCACAAAAUGAGCUGGAACUCACUUAAUUUCAUUAAUUCAGUUUUCGUGUAAACCGUGUUGAAUUUAAACUUUUUCUCUUUGCAGUAGCUUUUAGGUGAACCCGGUAACAUUUUUUGCUUUGUUUUUCACCAGCGCACAGCAGCAUUGCAGCGGAGCUCACCGCGGCACAUCUCAUAAAGAAAAAAAGCAAAAAACUCCCGUGUGUCGGUGCAAAUUCCUUCCCGUUCGCCGCAGGAAAUCGCUGCGAAGCGGGACUCCUCGGGGUACUGCGGCACUGCUCAGGGCUCCUCGGCCCUUGCGAGGGGGAAUGGGGGUGGGCACGCUGCGGUUCCCCAUAGUUUAUCUCCGGUCAGCCGGGAGAGAAGGCGGAGAAGCGGCUCGGAGCGCCCUCAGAGCCCGGCACAUUUCGAAAAGCCCGCGCUCCGCAAAGAUUGGCCAAAGCUCUUUGGCUUGUCUAGUGCCCGGCAAUUU